AUGCCAGGUUCGGAUGAUCUUGGUCAAUGGUAUAAGAGUAUACCACCAAUAACUCGUGCUUGGUUUACAGAUUCUAUUAUUGUACCUGUAGCAAUUGCAUUAAAAUUAGUGGAUCCAUUUCAAUUGAUUUUGUAUGCCGAUCCAAUUAUAAAACAGUUUCAAUUUGUUUCUUUUUUUGAAUUAGGUACAUUUAAAGGUAAACCAGCUGAUUAUAUAUUUUGUUUAAUAUUUCUUUGGAUAUGUAACAUCAUUGUGGGUUUGAUUAUUUCAAUGCCUGGAUUGAUGGAUAGUAUGGUUAUGAGUGUAGUUUAUAUUUGGUGUCAAUUAAAUAAGGAAACAGUCAUGUCAUUUUUGUUUGAAACACAAUUCAAAGCAAUGUAUAUGCCAUGGGUAAUUAUGCUAUUCUAUUGGAUUGUUGAAGGAUCAUUUCGAGAGAAUUUGUGUGGGAUUAUUGUUGGUCAUCUUUAUUUUUUUCUUGCCUUUAAAUAUCCACAAGAGUUUCGAGGUGCACAAUUACUACGUACGCCUCGUUUUCUCAAUGGUGGUAAUGGUUUAUCACAGCGUACAUUAGCUGAAAGAUAUAAUAUUUCACUUGGUUCUGUAUCUAAUAUAUUAAAACGAAAAGAAGAAUAUUUACAUGAUUAUGAAACUAAUCAGAAUCAAAAUGUUAAACGAAAAUUCAAAAGUUUUGAUUCAGUAAAACUUGAUCAACAAGUUUAUGAAUGGUUCGUACAUCAACGUUCAAAAAAUAUACCAAUAUCCGGAACCAUCUUACAAGAAAAAGCACGAGAAAUAGCAAAAUUAUUAGGUGAUAAUUUUGAUGAAUUUAAAGCAUCCAAUGGAUGGUUAGAAAAAUUUAGAAAAAGACACAAUAUUUCUCAUCGUGUUAUUAGUGGUGAAAGUUCAUCGGUGGAUGUUACAAGUGUAAAUGAUUGGAUACAACGGUUACCGAACAUUACUGAACAUUAUGAAGCGAAAAAUAUCUUUAACUGUGAUAAAACUGGAUUGUUUUAUAAACUUUUACCUGAUAAAUCAUUAACAUUAGAUAGAGAGAGUUGCAAAGGUAGAAAAAAAUCGAAAGAUCGAAUUAGUAUCUUAUUUUGUUGCAAUUCGACUGGUGAAGAAAAAUUAAAACCUCUCGUGAUAGGUAUUGCAUUAUUUUUUAAACACUGA
Messenger RNA from Rotaria sordida, 1173 nucleotides. NCBI's taxonomy places the organism in Eukaryota, Metazoa, Rotifera, Eurotatoria, Philodinida, Philodinidae. The record is from the annotation of a GenBank genome assembly.